This is a messenger RNA of Durio zibethinus, 553 nucleotides long. Its product is annotated as protein DELETION OF SUV3 SUPPRESSOR 1(I)-like. Gene Ontology annotation, cellular component: proteasome regulatory particle, lid subcomplex; proteasome complex. The record is from RefSeq and is a predicted model, not a curated record. Gene Ontology annotation, biological process: double-strand break repair via homologous recombination; proteasome assembly; mRNA export from nucleus. NCBI's taxonomy places the organism in Eukaryota, Viridiplantae, Streptophyta, Magnoliopsida, Malvales, Malvaceae.
UGGCCAAUUUACUUUAUGCCUUCCAUCUCCGUAUAUAUUUGUGCUCCAGCUUGAAAAAAAUUUCCAUAGCCGUCCAGUUUAAACCCAUCAUCACAAAGAUCUUCACAAUCUCUCUGCGAGCCUAACACCUAAGAAGAAAUGACUACUGAACAAACAAAAUCAUCAACCGAAGACGUAAAGAUGGAUUUAUUUGAAGAUGACGAUGAGUUUGAAGAAUUUGAUAUCGAAGAAGAGUGGGCGGACAAGGAAGAAGGAAAGGAAGUGACACAGCAGUGGGAAGAUGAUUGGGAUGAUGAUGAUGUCACUGAUGACUUCUCAUUGCAACUGAGGAGGGAACUUGAGAAUAACACUUCGAAAAACUGAGCUGGACUUAUGCAUUCUCUGUUGUCUCUAUCGUUCAUCUCUGCACUGAACUCUUGUUUGAAUUGAUAUUCCUUUUCGUGCAAAUGAACGUAAGAGCUUUAACCCUUUAUGCUUGGAUAUUUGGUAGAAACUUCAAAUCCAAAACUGGUUUUAUGGUUCUCUGAAAUGUGACAUAGAUUUUACUGCUGAA